Messenger RNA from Gilbertella persicaria, 880 nucleotides. RefSeq lists its product as uncharacterized. Gene Ontology annotation, cellular component: cytoplasm; myosin II complex. Gene Ontology annotation, molecular function: myosin heavy chain binding; calcium ion binding. The transcript is spliced from 4 exons. NCBI's taxonomy places the organism in Eukaryota, Fungi, Mucoromycota, Mucoromycetes, Mucorales, Choanephoraceae. Bases 78 to 554 code for a protein of 158 amino acids. The record is from RefSeq and is a predicted model, not a curated record.
AAUGGGACAUUCUUUUGGUAUAUUUUUUCUUCUCUCGUUUUUUUAUUUUCUUUUUUGUUAUAUACUUGUUUAAUACAAUGGCACCUAUUAACAAACGACGUCAAAAUUCAAACGUAUUUGCUAUGUUUGACAAAGCACAAGUCAUGGAAUUUAAAGAUGCCUUUAGCAUAAUGGACACAAAUAGCGAUGGUUUAGUGGAUAUCAAUGACCUUAAAGUAACAUUCGAACGCUUAGGCCAGCCUGCAACAACUGAAGAAAUCGAAGCAAUGAUGGGCGAUGCGACUGGUCCCAUCAAUUUUACUGUGUUCUUGACGCUCAUGGCAGAUAAAUUAGCAGACACUGAUCCCGAGAAUACAAUUUUAAAGGCAUUCUCCGCUUUUGAUGAGAGUAGAAAUGGAAAGAUAAAUGCAGCUUAUCUAAGAGAAUGCAUGACGACAAUGGGAGAUAGAUUUACUGAUGAAGAGGUUGAUAUUAUGUUUAAAGGGUCGGUAGUUGAUGAGGAAGGGAACUUUAACUAUAGAGAUUUUGUUCGUAUUUUAAAGCAUGGAGAGUGACGAUUGUAAUCUUGUCAACACGACUGUAAAUAGUAUAUAAUAAACUAGAUAUAAUUUAUUUUCUUUUGUUGUUCUUGACAUGAUCAGCCAGUAUUAGGAGUGUUGAAAGAUAACAAGCCUUUUUUCGUUCCCCUUGAAAAUCACUCAUAAAAUAAAACAAACUACGUACUUCUGUGUUUGUGUAAAUGGCAUAAUUGUUUGUCUGAUGCUCGGAAAGGAGCAAGUUUAUCUAUACAUAUUGAUAUGUUUACAUGUCAACUUGUAUUUCUGACUUAUCUAUGAUUGACAACAUGCAUAGCGAUUGUUCUAAACCAUAUUGUAUCCUG